CCGGGCCUGUCAGACCCCGCGACCGGCCUCCGAGCGGCGCGGGGCGGGCGCAGCGGCUGGAGCUCGGCCUCGAUCCCCGGCCCCGGACGCAGCAGCGCGAGCCCGCCGGGGAGGGGAUGCGCGGCGGCGGCGGCUGGCCGCGGGUAGCUGAGCGCGGCAGGGUCCUGAGGCGCCCGGGAGCCGGCGCGCGGUCGGGGCGCGGCGAUCGGAGCGGGUCUCGUUCUCCUCACGAUGGGCAGGGACGCGCGGCGCUGCCCUGAGGAGCCCGAGCGCCGGUGAAGGCGGAGCCGCCGGCUCUCCGCGGCCAUGGCCGGCCCCGGCGCGUGGAAGCGCCUCAAAUCCUUGCUGAGGAAGGACGACGCGCCGCUCUUCUUAAAUGACACCAGCGCCUUCGACUUCUCGGACGAGGUGACCGACGAGGGGCUUUCGCGCUUUAAUAAACUUCGAGUCGUGGUGGCCGACGAUGACUCGGAAGCCCCGGAAAGGCCUGUGAACGGGGCGCACCCGGCCCUCCAGGCCGACGAUGACUCCUUAUUGGACCAGGACUUACCUUUGACCAACAGUCAGCUGAGUUUGAAGAUGGAGCCCUGUGACAACUGCAGCCGUCGGCGCGAGCUGCUCAAGCAGAGGAAGGUGAAGACCCGGCUGACCAUUGCUGCCGUCCUGUACUUGCUGUUCAUGGUCGGAGAGCUCGUAGGUGGAUACAUCGCAAAUAGCUUAGCAAUUAUGACAGAUGCGCUUCAUAUGCUAACGGACCUUAGUGCCAUCAUACUCACUUUGCUUGCUUUGUGGCUGUCCUCAAAGUCACCAACCAGAAGAUUCACCUUUGGAUUUCAUCGCCUAGAGGUUUUGUCAGCUAUGAUCAGUGUGAUGUUGGUGUAUGUACUUAUGGGAUUCCUCUUAUAUGAAGCUGUGCAGAGAACGAUCCAUAUGAACUAUGAAAUAAAUGGUGAUAUCAUGCUCAUCACUGCAGCUGUUGGAGUUGCAGUUAAUGUAAUAAUGGGAUUUCUGUUGAACCAGUCCGGUCACCACCAUUCCCACUCCCAUUCCCACUCCCUGCCUUCAAAUUCUCCCACCAUGGUAUCUAGUGGACACAGCCAUGGGCAGGACAGCUUGGCAGUGAGAGCUGCAUUUGUACAUGCCCUGGGUGAUUUGGUACAGAGUGUUGGUGUGCUUAUAGCUGCAUACAUCAUACGAUUCAAGCCAGAGUACAAGAUUGCUGACCCUAUCUGUACAUAUGUAUUUUCAUUACUUGUGGCUUUCACAACAUUUCGCAUCAUAUGGGACACUGUAGUGAUAAUACUGGAAGGUGUACCAAGCCACUUGAAUGUAGAUUAUAUCAAAGAGUCAUUGAUGAAAAUAGAAGAUGUAUAUUCUGUGGAAGAUUUGAAUAUCUGGUCUCUCACUUCGGGAAAAUCCACUGCCAUAGUUCACAUGCAGCUAAUUCCUGGAAGUUCAUCUAAAUGGGAAGAAGUGCAGUCCAAAGCUAAGCAUUUAUUACUGAAUACAUUUGGCAUGUAUAAAUGCACUAUUCAACUCCAGAGUUACAGACAAGAGAUGAACAGAACUUGUGCAAAUUGUCAGAGUUCCAGUACCUGAUUCUAUGUACUUGGGGUCUACAGCCUUAUUUAUCCAGCAGUCACAGACCUGAGAGCAAUAAACGCAAACCUAACGGAGUCCUGACAACUGUGUCCCUGUCAAGCACGAUCUCUCACAGUCACUCGGGUCUGACUGAUAGCUGCCUGAUUUUCAUAUGAAGUUUCCAAAGUACUGUUUACAGAGUGAGCUGUAACUCUGCAGAUACCUCAUAGAAGACAAUCCAAGACCAUACUUCACUAAUUUGACAAAAUACACAAGACAUACAGGAAGACUCAGAAUUCAGUAUUUGCAUCUAAAACUACUUUUUACAGUCCUUUUAUAUGAAGUCAGUGCUAGCAAACUCAGUGUUGAAUUAUUUGGGAUUUUUGCCUCUGUAUAAUCUUGGCAUCUAGUUUCUGGAAUUGUGUUCUCUUUUUAUAAAAAUUAGCCCCCAACAGAUUUCAGAAAGUAAUAAUAUCCAGAAAAUGGAAUAAGCAUGUGUUCCUAAGUGUUUCAGAACUGUUUUAUUUCAUAAAUAACUCUUAAUAUUAUUAUUAGAGUCAUACUUUAUAAGCAAAUUUUCCAGAUACUACUGGUUUUGAAUGUCAGUGUUUUGAUUAUUUGUAAUCUUAUCAGAAAUAUUCGCAUAAUGUGGUCACUGUCAUUAAGUUAUUUAGGAAAUUUUUAAUAUCGCUCUGAAUGGCAGAGAUUAGAUUUAACCUCAAAUCACCUUACCAUAUGAUGAUCUAAAACAGAGGAGCAAGCAGUGGUGUGUGAAGUUUGGAUUUCUGUCUUCCCUGAAAGUCACCUUUGUGCUUUAUGUAGAACUGUCUUAAGACAGGAAGAGACGACAAAGCUUCAACAGUUAUCCACUGUCCUUUAAAGAACUGCCAACACUUGUUAGUACCAGUUUCCUUGGUGCCCUGUUCUUGUGUGUAAUCUGUAUGCCUCUUUCAGGUUCCUAGAGAGGUACCUGAGUUUAUUAAUACCUACCAUGCAGAGUACCCUGUUACUCCAGAGAGAAUUUCUGUUUUAUGAUAUGGGUUAUGGGGUUCUCCAUGCAUGACAGAAAUCCUCAAAGUACGAUCUUGAAGUUUCACAAUAAUGCCAUAGCAGAAAGAUACAGAGGGUUGGGUGGAAAAAGUACUUUGAGAAAACAAGAGGUGAAGGGUUUUGUUUUGUUUUUUUAACUAUGUGCACAAAAGAAUUGAAGUGAGGAUGGCCAUUAAAGUUAUAUCUAGGGAAGUGGCAUAAAUAUUUCCAAGCUAAAGGAAUAUAAUUGGCAGAAGUUUGUUAAAGAGACGGUCAUGAAUAUUCAUAUCUGAAUAUUCAACAGUUAUUUUGAGAUUAUCUCUUUUCUUUUUUUCUUUUUUUUUUUUAAUUUAUUUAUGUAUCUUUUUUAUCACUGCUCUGUCUGCAUGGCCAGAAGAGGGCAUCAGAUCUCAUUACAGAUGGUUGUGAGCCACCAUGUGGUUGCUGGGAAUUGAACUCAGGACCUCUGGAAGAGCAGCCAGUACUCUUAACCUCUGAGCCAUCUCUCCAGCCCCAAGAUUAUCUCUUUUCAGCAUAGACACUUUAUAUGACUCUUGGCUCCUCAGUGAAUCAGAGUGGAGUAACAAUGUCCCAAGCAAGUUGUAAAUUAAAAUCCUAGAAACCCAAUGAUGUGUAAAUGGAGAGUGGGAAAUAGGUGUUACCUUCAUACUGCAGACUUUCCCUAUGUGGAAAGCUAAAAUAAGAAAAUCUAGAUUACCCCUAAGGGAAUUGAUAGUAUCAAAGAAACAACUGAUGUAUUUAUUGAGUUCAAAGUUUGCUUUGAAAAAAAAAGAAAGUUUACUUUGUUGAAUUGUAUUGUGAGUACAUUUAAGAUUAUAAAUGUUUGGAUUUCAAAACUUUUAGAAUGCAAACUAAAUAAGACAAUGAUAACCAUAUGAAUAGGUGACAGGCAUUUAAGUGGCUGCCUGGGCAGUUGUGGCCUUUAGGUAUCUAGGAAAGAAGGGAAACUGUACAUUUUAUACUUAUUAUUUUCCCAUGUCAGUUAAGUUUAUUUCUUGUAAGCAUUCUUUAUCACAAUGUGGGCAUAUCUAGAUUUUUGGUUCUUAAGUUUUUUUGAUAAAACAGCAUAAAAAUCAAUUUGAAUAUUGAAAAGGGUUGUUUUUAUGAAACACUGAAAAACGUUUGCAAAUCUUAACUAUCAUAUUCUGCUUAAAGCAGAUGUACCCAAAAUUUCUGUGCUUUACUUUUGCAGCAAGAGCUAGACUUUGUACUUUGCUGGUCCAGAAGAUAGAGAGCAGAGAGAUUUAGAACCCAGAGCUAUUGUGAUUCUGGCACACAGCUGUGUGCUUUCCACACUUACAAGUCUCUAUGUGAUCAGAGAUUUCCACAGCUCCCAUCAGCAUUGUUUGCCAGAUCUCUAAAUUUCUUAGGUUCCUGUGUUUCUUUUCAGUUUGGGGUAAGGGCCUUAUUUCUUCUCUCUGAAGUAUUUCUUGAUUAUAAGACUCUCGGUGGCCUGUCUUCAGCCCAGAUGGCCCACCUGUCAGUAUUUGUCUUUAGGCAAUCCUUCCCAGAGUGGACAUAGUCAAGAUCAGAUAGAUGCACAGCUUCUCUCUCAUUUUUCAGAGAGAACUUUGAGGCAGUGCUUAGAAAGAUCUUUCCAGGCAAGAAAGGUCUUUAAAACCUCAAAUCAUCCCCUGCCCAGAUUUCUGCACACUGUACUUAGUAGAGCAUAUGAGACAGAAAUAGACUGAGUGGCCACUGUGAAGGGCUUUGGGUUUCUCAAAAGCCAGUCAGCACUCUUGGAGACUUUGAUCCUGCAGCAUUUGGCUUUCUGUGUUUGUGAUCAUUGGUUCACCCACCAUAAGAUGCUCCUACUGAAUCUAAACCCCUUUAAAGUACACUUGUAGGUGUUUUUUAUGGCUGACUACCUUGUAUGGACUAAGAUGAAAGUUAUAGAAUGUGUCCCUAUAUACAAGAUCAGUUCAUCCAGUCUUAGUUAUAAAUGAACAGUGACAUCUCACUAGAUACUGGGCUUAGGGGAAACAAGUCUUACCUCCAGGUGGUUGGCCUGACAUCUCAGUAGCGAGAGCACCAUUUGCAAACUAACUCCAAUACCAGGUCUGUCAGAUGGAUCCUGCAGGCCAGGGUUUCAAAUUUAGUUUUACAAUUAAAUAUAUUGUUUGUGAUGUUAGUGGGAGCAUACAAACUGGAAAGAAGAAAUUGUGGGAAAUCUUCAGUAUUAUAUGUCUCCAUUUAGGCAAGCGAGUCAUUGAGUUCUUGGUUACAAAAGGUUUGUUAGGAACCAACAGUUAUUUUCUGAUUUUUGUUAAAAUUGGUAAGUGUGUUUGGAGACUUUGACAGCUAAAUCCAUGACAGUGUCAAUUUAAAUAGUGCCAUCAAGAAUCUUCUGAAAUAAAUGCAGCACAAAGUUGAAAUGUGCCAGUGUGUCCCUUUUCUACCUAGAAGAUACCUUGUAUUUGGAAAGUGUCUGCCUCUCUAAAUAAAUAUAUGAUUAAAUAAGCCAUAUCGCGGUUUAAGAAAUUGUAUAUACUUUCCUCUACUCCCCUCCAAAAAACCAAGUAUUUUGCAUAUGAUUGAUUUUAGAAAGAUUUUGAAGCUGGGGUUUAUCUGUGUAACGAAGAUCAGAUUCUUUGUAUAUGUAUUGUAUUUGUCAUUUUCAAAUGAAAUUUCCUAGAUGAUUAUUAAAUAAAGUGUUGUUUUGCCUUGUGGUUUAUUAAAAAAGAAAUGUACAAUGCCCUAAA
This is a messenger RNA of Mesocricetus auratus (golden hamster), 5333 nucleotides long. RefSeq names its product solute carrier family 30 member 4 (gene Slc30a4). Gene Ontology annotation, molecular function: zinc ion transmembrane transporter activity. The transcript is spliced from 7 exons. Gene Ontology annotation, biological process: zinc ion transmembrane transport; response to zinc ion. Gene Ontology annotation, cellular component: plasma membrane. The coding region runs from base 307 to 1599 and encodes 430 amino acids. NCBI's taxonomy places the organism in Eukaryota, Metazoa, Chordata, Mammalia, Rodentia, Cricetidae. The record is from RefSeq and is a predicted model, not a curated record.